Acanthosepion pharaonis is the source of this 459-nucleotide messenger RNA. NCBI's taxonomy places the organism in Eukaryota, Metazoa, Mollusca, Cephalopoda, Sepiida, Sepiidae. The record is from the annotation of a GenBank genome assembly.
AUGCCAAUUUCUUUCUUUCUUUCUUUCUUUCUUUCUUUCUUUCUUUCCUUCUUUCUUCCUUCCUUCCUUUCUUUCUUUCCUUCUUUCUUUCUACCUUGCUCAUCUGUUCGUAUCUAUCUAUCUAUCUAUCUAUCUAUCUAUCUAUCUAUCUAUCUCAGUCUGUUCAUAUCUAUCUCAGACUUUUCAUCUUUAACUCAUCAUGUUCUAUCUAUCUAUCUAUCUAUCUAUCUAUCUAUCUAUCUAUCUAUCUAUCUAUCUAUCUCAUCUGUUCAUAUCUCAGACUUUUCAUCUUUAACUCAUCAUGAUCUAUCUAUCUAUCUAUCUAUCUAUCUAUCUAUCUAUCUAUCUAAUCCUACGUUUUCUAUUUGGGCUGUUGAUGGUGUCACGAAAUUACCACGGUUAAAUAACUUCUUUCUUAGUAGUUUGACUUUCUUUUUUUCUUUUCUUUUUGCCUUCUAA